AUGUUUUUCAUUGGCUCUUUGGCUGCUAUUCUCGUCGCUUCUCAAGGCGCAUUGGCCGUUGGCAGUCCUUUUGGAUUUGCUACUGGUACAACCGGAGGUUCCUCUGCUGCACCCGCCACUCCUACUUCGACAUCUCAGCUCGCUAGCUGGUUGUCGGACAGCACUACUCGUACCAUUCUCCUCGACAGGACCUACGAUUUUACCGAUACCGAAGGUUCGGUUACAGGACCUGGCUGCAAGCCUUGGGCAUGCUCGCCCAAUCCUCAACAGUCGCUCGACGGAAACGGCUGGUGCUCAUCUACCGCGCCCAAGACUACCAUCACCUACAAAAAAGCCGGCACAACCGCGCUCGCCGUUGGCUCCAAUAAGACGAUUCUCGGAAAGGGCAACUCGGGAUGGAUUAAGGGCAAGGGCCUGAGGCUGGCUGGUAGCAAGAACGUGAUCAUUCAAAACAUUCGCAUUUCGGAUAUUAACCCUCAGUAUGUCUGGGGUGGGGAUGCGAUUGAUCUUUCUGGUGCUACCAACGUUUGGAUUGAUCACAACUACAUUAAAAGCAUUGGCCGUCAAUUCCUCGUUUCGCACUUUGAACCGAACACCAAAGUUACCAUUUCUAACAACUACUUUGAUGGACAAUCGACCUGGUCCACCGGCUGCGAUCAGCACCACUACUGGGCUUUCCUCUUGCUCGGCAAGAACGACCAGAUUACCUUUGCACGCAACUACGUGUACUUUACAUCUGGACGUGGACCUCAUAUCGGUGGUACCUCUGGAAACAAGCAGCUGAUGCACAUGUACAACAACUACUUUAACGAUAUCACCGGCCAUGCUCUGGAUGCUGAUGUCGGAGGCACAGUGCUGGCUGAAGGCAACUACUUCAACAAGGUCAAGACUCCUUCGACCGGAAACGUGAAUGGCGCUGUCUUUGCUCCUACUUCCGCUACAAUGGCCAACCAGUGCUCAACCAGCCUCGGAAGGAAGUGUGUACUCAACACCCUCGGCGGCGGAUCUGGAGCACUGACCAACACGGCCAAGAACUCGAUUGUCUCCCAGUUCACUGCCUCUGUCGUCAAGAGCGCAUCCAUCAUGGAUCCCUCGACUGUUGCCUCUUACGUAUUGGCUAAUGCCGGUACCGGCAAGGUGAACUAG
Molecule: messenger RNA, 1146 nt
Organism: Rhizoctonia solani
Lineage: Eukaryota; Fungi; Basidiomycota; Agaricomycetes; Cantharellales; Ceratobasidiaceae
Product: pectate lyase
Exons: 18
Coding region: 1-1146 (381 amino acids)
Molecular function (GO): pectate lyase activity
Source: RefSeq, a predicted model, not a curated record